UCCAUGUGCUGGACAUGGCAGCGUCCACUCGACAGACAGCGGUCCGUGACACGUGCGACGUAGUCCUUUCCGCAGUUCUUCACAGCGUUACUACAUCUCGCCGACGUGAAGCCGUGCACGGAUGAAAAUCUCGGCCAGAUUCGAUAUUCUCCAUUGCGAUCUUGAACAGAUCUGCCCGUGCAUGUCAUUGAGCGAACUACAGAAUGAGCUACCAGCCGUCGUUGUCACAGCAGCACCUGCCGCUCGUCCGUCUCGCCAAGAUUUGCGACUGGGGUGGUCUCCGCAAGGCAUUAGACAAAGCGCCGCAAGACCAAAUCGAAGCCACGGACGACUACGGCAUGCAUGUGUUGCAUUGGGCAGUCACGGAAGCCAACAUUCCUCUCGGUCUGCUCGAGUUCCUCGUGCGAGUGUUUCCCCAUGGCGUUCGGACAUUUUCCAACGGCGGAUUCCUCCCGCUGCAUCUUGCCCUCAUGGCCGGGGCGUCCGUGACCCGAGUACAACGCCUUGUCGAAUCCUUUCCUCAGAGCACGAUCGUGCCGAUUCCGUCGGGUCACACGCCCAUCAUGAUAUACGACGAACGACUGCCGAUGGACACCCAAGCACUGAAACGUGCAGACGGACAGCAAGGUCCGGCAGCCCAUGCCAUCCACGUGUGGGGCAAUAUCCUCGUCGGGCAUGUGCUCCGAAGUUACCGGUUGAAUUCGAACCCCCGACCUGUCAAGCCUCGUCGCCACUCGACGUCCAUGUCGAGUUUGGCGACGACGUCGUCAUCUUCGUCGACGGCUUCGUGCUCUUCGUCGACUUCGUCCGGCCGUUCGGCAUCGGUCGACGACAUCCCGACCUUUGACUGGCGAGAAUUGACUCGACGGAUGGUCGCGAACGACCCGACACUGGACGAUAUUGUCGACGACAAGCCAAAGUUGCUCGUCAUGGCCGCCACAAGAGCGCCGUUCGACCUGUUUCAAUGGAUCCUGUCGCUCUGUCCAGAAUGUACAAGAAUUCCCACAUCAAACGGAUGGCUGCCGCUGCACGUUGCGGUAGCCCAUCAAGUGUCUGCGAGGCGACUGCAGAAGCUCCUGGAAGUAUACCCAGAGAGCAUCCACGUCCUGACUCGGCAAGGGGACUCGGUGUUGUCCCUCGCUCAGAAAGCGCCCGUGGAUGCGGCCUGCCUCGAGCUACUGCGACAGAGUGCGACGGCAGUCGCGUAGGUGUGUAGCGUUGUGCGUGAUCUGGAUUAGAUGUAUGGUGUUCAGGGGUUUUGGCACUCUGCUCAGCAUCCUGGGGACCGCCGGUGGCGUCUCUGGCUAUGUGAAUUGGACUUCGACAAAGACCAGG
Molecule: messenger RNA, 1335 nt
Organism: Aphanomyces invadans
Lineage: Eukaryota; Oomycota; Saprolegniomycetes; Saprolegniales; Verrucalvaceae
Exons: 1
Coding region: 204-1208 (334 amino acids)
Biological process (GO): actin filament bundle assembly
Cellular component (GO): cytoplasm
Molecular function (GO): actin filament binding
Source: RefSeq, a predicted model, not a curated record